AUGGUGGCCUCUGUUGGUCUGUCGUCGUCUUUCCUCUUCUCUCAUCCUUGGUGGUUUCUGGCGCUCUUGGGUAUCCUACUUGUGGCCUUCCUGAUAUCAAGACGGCAUCUUCGGGUCUCGACAAGCGACGGCAGUCGCGUACACCUGAAACGUGAAGCUCGUUUAGGUCCCUUCAAUCCCUGGAGGCAAUUAGUUGGACAGGGACGGGAAUACUUGGCAAGACUCCGCACCCCUCAGAGCAGCAUUGAAAAGGACCCAAGUUCCACAGGCACCUCUGACCUCGACCCCGACGAGAUGCCCCACCGUAGACCUCCCCGUCAUAUCCGUAAAAGACUGGCUGCUGCCGCUGCUGCUGCCGCCGGGGCGACGACGGUGGUCACUGAAGACAUCGAGAAGUCCACGAAAUCGAAACAACUUUUCGAUAUGUUCCUUGUGCUUGAUAUCGAGGGCACUUGUGACCAAGGCAGUGACUUGGACUUUCCUAACGAAAUCAUUGAGUUUCCAGUAUGCCUCCUGACUUGGAACGACAAGGGACAAGACAUGUCAGCGAGUGAGCUGGAGGUCAUCGACGAGUUUCGCAGCUUUGUACGACCGACAUGGCGCCCAGUAUUGACCGACUUUUGCAAGGACUUAACGGGCAUCACGCAGGAGCAAGUCGACAGCGCGCCGACCUUCCCGGAAGUCCUCGCACAAUUCGAAGCUUUCAUAAAGAAAAAUGGAUUGAUCAACGACGAGGGCGAACCCCUUGUAAGGUUCUGCUGGUGCACCGACGGCCCAUUCGACAUUCAGAAUUUCAUCAUCAAGCAGUGUUUCAUUUCAAAGCUCCCUUUGCCCUGGUGGCUGAAAGGGAACGUCCUCGAUGUUCGCACUCUCGUCCAACACUACGUCGCGAAACAGACGCGAUCGAAUCACGGGCACCGUGGCCGUAGCAACGUGACAGUUCCGUCCCGGAGAUCACUCAACAUCCCGGCUCAGUUGAAGGUCCUUGAGCUGCAAGAGUUUCAAGGCCGCCAACACAGUGGGAUAGAUGACACGCGAAAUAUUGCGAGAAUUCUUGUCGAGUUGGGGAAGAGGGGCGUCCACCUACUUCCUAAUACCGCUAUCCAGCCUCAACGGAGGUGGCCGUGGAUGGGGAAAAGAGGCCGAAUCUUGGAGGAGUUUCUCAAGUGA
Coprinopsis cinerea okayama7#130 is the source of this 1170-nucleotide messenger RNA. Its product is annotated as double-strand siRNA ribonuclease. The transcript is spliced from 6 exons. Gene Ontology annotation, biological process: exonucleolytic trimming to generate mature 3'-end of 5.8S rRNA from tricistronic rRNA transcript (SSU-rRNA, 5.8S rRNA, LSU-rRNA). Gene Ontology annotation, molecular function: 3'-5'-RNA exonuclease activity; nucleic acid binding. Lineage: Eukaryota; Fungi; Basidiomycota; Agaricomycetes; Agaricales; Psathyrellaceae. The record is from RefSeq and is a predicted model, not a curated record. Bases 1 to 1170 code for a protein of 389 amino acids.